AUGAUAAAGAAAUUAUUAUUAACUCCCGGUCCUAUUGAAUUAACUCCAGCAGUUAGACAAAGUUUAGUAGCUAAUUCUAUUGGUCAUUUAUCACCAACUUUCACCACUACUUUCCAAAAUGCCUUGAAUAAUACAAAAAGAUUAUUCAAAACAACUAACGGUCAACCAAUUAUUAUCUCUGGUUCAGGUACAUUAGGUUGGGAUCUUUUCGGCUCCAAUGUCGUUAAUAGAAAUGACUCGAUCUUAUUGAUUUCUACAGGGUUUUUCUCUGAUUCAUUUGCCUCAUGUUUAACAGGUUAUGGUGCUAAAGUAGAUAAAUUAGAUGCAAUCCCAGGUCAUAUCGUACCAUUAAAAACCAUCCAAGAAAAAUUACAAAAAAAUAAUUAUAAAGCAGUGGUAAUGACACAAGUAGAUACAUCAACAGCAGUAUUAAAUGAUGUUCAAGGGAUUUCUCAAUUGGUCAAAGAAUUUUCUCCAAAUUCAUUCGUGGUUGUCGAUGGUGUUUGUUCCAUUGGAUGUGAAGUCUUUGAAUUUGAUAAUUGGAAUAUUGAUUAUUGUUUAACUGCUUCACAAAAGGCUAUUGGUGCGCCACCGGGGUUAUCGAUCUCCAUGGUUAGUCCAAGAUUAUUAAAGUACGUAAUGAAUGAAAGAGAUACUACUGAUCAAGUCACCUCGUUUUAUCUUUCAUUUAAGAAAUGGUUACCAAUAAUGGAAUCGUGUAUCCAGGGGAAACCUUCAUAUUUCGCUACCCCACCUGUACAAUUAAUCCUAUCCCUAGAUGUUGCAUUAAAGGAAUUAUUAGAUGCCACUCCAAGAGGCUUGGAUGAAAGAAUCGAAAAAAGUUCUAAAACUAGUGACUGGUUCAAACAACAAUUGACGAAAGAAUUGGGAUUAAAAAUGAUCCCACAAGAUCCACAAUAUACCGCUCAUGGUUUAACCACGAUCUAUGUAGAAAAUCCUGCUGAUUUAAUUAAAUUUUUGGCAGAUAAUGGUGUUUUCAUAGCAGGUCCAAUGUUGAAAUCAAUACCUCCAUAUGCAAGAGUCGGCCACAUGGGAGUUUCAGCUUGGGACAAUGAUAAUAACCAACAUAUUACAAGAUGUUAUGAACUGCUCAGAGAGUAUUGUACAACAAAGUCUAAAGUAUAA
This is a messenger RNA of Henningerozyma blattae CBS 6284, 1146 nucleotides long. It is a transcript of the gene AGX1, whose product is annotated as alanine--glyoxylate transaminase. The transcript has a single exon. Gene Ontology annotation, cellular component: peroxisome. The record is from RefSeq and is a predicted model, not a curated record. Gene Ontology annotation, molecular function: L-serine:pyruvate transaminase activity; L-alanine:glyoxylate transaminase activity. NCBI's taxonomy places the organism in Eukaryota, Fungi, Ascomycota, Saccharomycetes, Saccharomycetales, Saccharomycetaceae. The coding region runs from base 1 to 1146 and encodes 381 amino acids.